This is a messenger RNA of Durio zibethinus, 2883 nucleotides long. RefSeq lists its product as uncharacterized. The record is from RefSeq and is a predicted model, not a curated record. Gene Ontology annotation, cellular component: ribonucleoprotein complex; nucleoplasm; chromatin. Gene Ontology annotation, molecular function: RNA binding. Gene Ontology annotation, biological process: regulation of gene expression. NCBI's taxonomy places the organism in Eukaryota, Viridiplantae, Streptophyta, Magnoliopsida, Malvales, Malvaceae.
UUAGUAAAACAUAAAAGUACAAGUAGAAAUUAAAGAAAGCUAAAAAAGAUAGAAAAAAUGGUAAUUUUGCAUAUUAGAUAGAUAUUUCUGUAAUACAAAGUCAAGGCUUUAUUAUUAAAAAGAAAAAAAAUCACACUCUUUUCCUGAUUUUCCAUUUUUUCUUCUAUCUAUUUCCAACCCUAGCCUCCAAUCCAGCUUAUCUCAAAACCCUGGCACUCCUCCCUAUCUCUCUCUUUAGCCUCCAUAGAUCUCAAAAUCCUAGCUUUCAUGGGUUCCAGAAAAGUCAGUGACAAAGAUGGCGCUGGCCCUGGGAAAAUAUUUAUUGGAGGCUUAGCUAAGGAUACAACUCUAGAGACAUUUACUAAGUACUUUGAAAAGUAUGGGGAGAUAACAGAUUUUGUUAUAAUGAAAGAUCGGCAUACGGGUCGGCCCCGUGGUUUCGGGUUCAUUACCUUUGCGGAUCCUUCUGUUGUUGACACUGUUAUGCAAGAGGAUCAUGUUAUUAAUGGCAAGCGAGUUGAGAUUAAAAGGACUAUUCCAAAAGGUACUUCACAGUCAAAUGACUUCAAGACAAAGAAAAUAUUUGUUGGUGGGAUUCCAACUUCUGUUACCGAAGAUGAGUUAAAGAAUUUCUUCUCGAAGUAUGGAAAGGUGGUGGAACAUGAGAUAAUACGUGACCAUGCAACCAAGCGUUCUCGGUUUGGGUUUAUCGUGUUUGACAGUGAAAAAGUUGUUGACAAUAUGCUGGCCAAUGGAAACAUGAUAGAUAUGGAGGGUACCCAGGUUGAAAUCAAGAAGGCUGAACCAAAGAAAGCCUCAAACCCACCACCUGAUCCUGCAUAUGGUAGUGAAUCUAGGGCUCGCUCAUACAAUGAUGGUUUUGGUGGAUUUGGUGAUUAUGGUGGUUUUGGUCCUGCUCCUUAUAGGUCUUUUGGAGGAUUUGCCAGUAGAUUUGGAGAUUAUGGUGGUUAUGCUGGUGGUGGUGCUGAUUUUGGAGGUAGUUAUGGGGGUUUUGGUGGUGGUUUUUCUGGUUAUCGUGGAGAUUCAUCAUUUGGUUAUUCUAGCCGGUUUGGUUCCUACGCUGGUGGGCUUAGUGGGAGUGGUAUAGGUGCAUAUGGGCGUGGAGGCGGAGGCUACGGAAGUUAUGGUGGUUCAGGCUCAGGCGGUAGUUAUGAGUCAGGCCCAGCUGCUGGUUUUGGUGGACCAGGUGGAUUAUAUGGUAGUAGAACAGGAUAUGGAGGCAGUAGCCGCUAUCAUCCUUACUCAAGGUAGAGCGUGUUUAAGAUCUUCCAUAGAAGUUGCCCCAGCUUUUCAAAUUUCAGCAUUUCUCAUCACAUGGUUCGGUAGGCACUGUGCACUUUUGCAAGUGGACACCAUCUAGAAGAUCAGAGGAACUAUUAGAUUUGCCCAUCUUCAAUCUAUUGCUUAGAGAACCCAAGUUAGAUCAGCAUCAACCUAGAGCUUCUCAUCAAAGCGCAAACUUGAAUACUAGUUGAGCUGCUGUCUUGUGCUUUAAGUUUUUAUUGUCAUUUUAUUGUAGUUAAAGACUUCUAUCUUGUUUUAAGCUUAGUUAGAACCACUUUUGAGGUGUGGAUGUAACAUUUAGGUAAUUAGUAAUUACACGCUAGAUUGUUUUCGAAAUAGAGAGCUUGUUGCUUUUCAACUUUCUAGUUUUUCUUGGAAUGCAUAUCUCAAGUUGUAGGUAACUUUCACAAAUAGCAGAGACAUUUCUGUGGUUCUUUAGUUACACAGGUAAGAGAACUACUCAAUUUAAGUUUCUAGUACACUGGUUUACUGUUGAACUAAACCGCGUUUUGGCUCCGAUGGCUUGAAAUGCUUGUGGAUAUUAUUUAACGAGGAAGAUGACUUUUAAUAGUGUGGGUACAUAUGUUGGGAAUGCAUGCACUAGUGCAUCUAAAAAGUUUAGAACUUGCAUGGUGUUCUGCAUUUCAGGUGCAGGAUUUGUAAAUGUUUGUUGAGCAGCUCCUGACAUUUACCAUUUACCAUUUUGAGGUAAGUAGUGAUAAAAUUAAAGAAAUAUAAAUAUUUUCAAACCAUAAAUUGUAUAGCUGGAGCAAAAAAAUUCAAAACUACGACCUAACAUGAUUUUUUUUUUUUUUGGUCUUUCACACAAUCAGACUCUUGAGUUAUGGGAUAUAAGACAUAGUUAUUUGUUGUUGUAGCAUAAAUUGUAUAGCUGGAGUGAGAUGAAGCAGAAUGCUUUUGGCUCUAACCAAGUUUGCUUGUGCUAAUUAUAUACUAUUGUGGUUGACUUGAACUGCAAAUUAUAUACUACUGUUCUUUCAGAUUUGAUAGUUUCUGAUGAAUGAGUAUAUAAGAUUGCCCAAGUAGUGUAUCACUCCUGAACCGUAUAUGAAACCUGUUUACUUGAAAUUAAUUGGCUCAUGCAAGGUUUGAAUUUCUUGUUUAUUGUUUCAAGUAAAAUGUUGCCUAAACUUUGAUGCUAUGAGUUUUGAACUAAAGGUAGCAGAGGAUACCGGCAUCGGGACGAGGAAGGAAGUCAUAUGGAGAUUAUUAAAACAUGUUAAUCUAAUGCAAGACCAAUAUUAUGUAUAGAUUUUACUUGUUUAUGAAGUUGUGAUCAAUGUUGAAUGUUAAUUUUCCAAUAUUAUGAGUGAAGCUGGGGAAAUACGGUGCUUUGUGUGCACUACUUAGGAUUUCCUUUGCAUGCAAACAAUAGCAUGCUUUUCCACUCAAAUCACUUGUUCUUGUGGCUUUUGCUGAUAAACUUGUUUUUUUCUUAUAAUCUGUGAAACCAUUGGACAUACAAUUUUAGGGGUUGGUUUUUUGUUUUGGGUUCUGAACUUAGGAUAGGGAUGGUGGUCUUAUUCUGGUAUGUAGGGUGAUAAGGUUCAGAUCAGG